CCAAAUAUGGAGUUCGCUCGUUUUCCCAACCGUCCUCCCUUCGAACCUUAGUAGCUCUCAAUUUUAAUUUUAUUAUUAAAUUGGAAACAAUUCAAAUGAAUUUGUUGUGCUUUUUUGUGUAGCUGUUAUAAUUUCUUCUUACGUUUAAAAAUGUCGUUUAGAGUGGUUCGUAGUUCUAAAUUCCGUCACGUUUACGGUCAGCCGUUAAAAAGAGAACAGUGUUAUGAUAACAUUCGCGUAUCUAAAAGUUCUUGGGACUCGACGUUCUGUGCGGUGAAUCCGAAGUUCCUGGCCAUCAUCGUUGACUCUGCUGGUGGUGGAGCAUUCAUAGUUCUGCCACAUAACAAGGUGGGACGGAUCCCCCCAGAUCAUCCGCUCGUCGGCGGCCACAAGGGCCCCGUGCUCGAUAUCUCCUGGUGCCCGCACAACGACAACGUCAUCGCGAGCGGCUCCGAGGACUGCGUUGUCAAGGUAUGGCAGAUUCCGGACGGAGGCUUGUCCCGUACGCUCACAGAGCCAGUAGUAGACCUUGUAUACCACCAGCGCCGCGUGGGGUUGGUGCUGUGGCAUCCCACGGCGCAGAACGUGCUGCUCACGGCCGGCUCCGACAACCAGAUCGCAAUAUGGAACGUGGGCACCGGCGAGGUGCUGAUAAGCCUGGACUGUCACCCCGACCUCAUAUACUCGGCCUGUUGGAACUGGACGGGCUCCAAACUGCUCACCACUUGCAGGGAUAAGAAAAUCAGGAUAAUAGACCCUCGCAAAGGAGAGGUGGAAUCGGAAGCCAUAGCGCACGAGGGAAGCAAGGCGUCCAGAGCUAUAUUCCUUAAACAUGGACUGGUCUUUACAACUGGUUUCAGUCGCAUGUCGGAGCGACAGUACUCGCUGCGUACACCAGACGCGCUGGCCGAGCCUAUAGUGACAGUGGAGAUCGACACCAGCAACGGUGUCAUGUUCCCGCUCUAUGACCCCGACACCAACCUGGUCUACCUCUGCGGGAAGGGCGACUCCGUCAUACGAUACUUCGAGGUUACACCGGAGCCACCGUUCGUGCAUUACAUCAAUACCUUUCAGACGCCCGAUCCACAGAGAGGUAUUGGCAUGAUGCCGAAGCGGGGAUGUGACGUCGCCACCUGUGAGAUAGCUAAGUUUUAUAGACUCAACAAUUCAGGACUGUGUCAGGUGGUGUCAAUGACAGUGCCGCGAAAAUCUGAGCUGUUCCAAGAAGAUCUCUAUCCAGAUACUCUCUCCGACGAAGCCAGCCUCACUGCUGACGAGUGGCUCGCAGGCGAAGAUGCCGAGCCGUGUACCAUGUCGCUCAAGGAACGAGCGCUGGUGGUGCAGGGAGGGUACGUGAGCGGGCGAGCCACGCAGCUCACGGUCACCCGGCGGACCAACGCGCUGGCCACGGGCCGCGACCGCGACCGUGACCGCGAGCGCCGCGACCGCGACCGUGACGACGACGCUCGCUCGCCCACGCCGGCCGCGCGCGCCGACAGCCACGCGGGCACGCCGGCAGCCUCCACGCCGCCGCCCGCCGUCCCCGCCGUCACCGCCGCACUGGAGAAACAGAUGUCUGAUCUAGUAGAAGAGAUACGCAAGUUGAAAUCAGUGAUAGUGAAGCAGGAGAACCGCAUCCGAGCGCUCGAGGCGACCGUGAAGGCGAGCCUGGUGCCUCCCGAGCCGUCUCCCGUGACCGUGCUGACGCCCGCGAGUACGCCUGUUACCGCGAGCACGCCCGUCACCUCCACCACGCCCGAUCACAACCACGACGACGGCAUGGCGCCGGACGAAGUCUGAACCCCCUGACCUGAAGUCUUAUUUAAUGAUUUUUCGAGGGUAGUUUUAGAUUUUCAUUUCCAGCCCGAGCGCGAUACCUUGAGACCCGUAGAGUAUAGUUAAAGUUAUGCAAUUUGAGUAACGGCAGCGGUGGAUGGUAUACAUCAGUUACUUCUGGCAACUCAUCCGACCACAAACUGAGUUAACUGAGCAACAACAAAUACUCCAAGAAAGAGACUGUGACUACACCAUUUCUAGGUCUCAAGUUAGUAGCUUGCUUUCAAUUUUCACUAUCUUUGCUAUUUAGGAAAUAUUUUUCUAUUUGUUGUAAUAUCCUUGUUUUUAUUUGAAUUUUAUCUUUAUUUUAUAAACAAUCGAUACAUUAUUUAACAAAAAAACCUUAUCCCGAAAAAUCAUUAUUAUAUUGACUUGCACUACAUAUAAAUAGAUAGUCAAUAGUUGGUAAGUGAUUUAAUCGUAGCUUCAGUAUUUAAACAUCAAUUGGUCUCUGUCUUUUUAAGAUGUGUUUGCAAAGGUGCGAAAGGGAGGACGCAUUGCCUGGACAAAAUUUAUUUUAGAGAUUUUUGAAUAGUGUAAUGAAUUUUAUAAAUCUAUUAUCAUUUACAAUAAUAUUUUGGAGAUUUGAAGUAAAAAAAAGUAAUUUAUUUUAGGAGUACGAUGAUAAUAAGUCGCAAUAUUAUUUUAUCUCUUAUGUAUUUAACUGUAUUUUCUUUUUAGUGUUUAAGCAAAAUGUGACUGGAGUAAAUGAGCUAUAGAAUAUUAACUAUUUUGGUCAUUUAUUAUAGACUGUUGUUGUAUGACAAUGUAAACAACAACCACAAUAUGGUAUCUUACCUUUCAAUGUCAUUUAUUAAAAAAAUAUUAGCAUGUAUAAUGUAUAUAUAAACUAAUGAAAUAUGUUAAUCUCAAAUAUUGAGAAUCAUGCAAUAACUUUUAUGUUUGGCUAUUGGUGUAACGGUGCCACACAGUUUUAUAUAUUAUCUGCCUAUGCCAAUAUUGCUUUUUAAUUAACCUUCAGAUGUGUGUGAUUUGAUCACACUUCGACAGUGUUUUGACAGCUAGUCAUGUCAGAUUGGCAUUUGACAGAGGCGCUGUCAUUGUCUUGACAGCAUUAGUAUUAUAGUCUCAAUUAGUAUUAUAACACGACUAUCGUUUUAAUAUAAUUUUUAAUAUUUUAUAAUUGUAAGAUGGCGUAUUUUUAGAUGUUCAUUUGUAUGUAAUUGUAAAAUCAUGACAAGGCAGUGUAUGGUAUAGUUUAUAAGAAAUGCUCGUGUUAGAGCCGAUACAUACCAAUGGCUUAUAAUGGCAUGAUAUUUCGUGCCACUAGGCAGCUAAUGCGUGCAAUUCACGCGUGGUAGAAGUGAAACUUUCAAAAAUUUUGUUUUCAAGAUAUGAUACAAAGUUUGAUAAUUGUUGUACAUUUUAUUCGUAUAUAUUACAUAGAUUUAUUCAGAUACAUAGCUUACAUUUUGGAUACAAGAGGCUUAAGGUAACUAAAGAAUGAAAUAAAUACUUUGGAAUUAAUAUGGUCAAUAUAUCUUUUGAAUACUGCAUCAAUUACUGUUUUUGAUCUUGUGACAGUGCGACUGCUGCACAUUUUCAAAUUUAAUUGCGUCCAAAAACUCAAUCAACGUAAUCGCUGUAUCCGAUAAAAAAUUUACCUCUAAACUGUAUAUGAAGUCCUGGCACAUGUUGCUAGGAUGACACAUGAUUUCAACCGCUAUGAAAGACAUUACUAUUACCACUACCAUAUUCUCCUGGUGUCUAUGUAGUAAUACGUCGACGCAUGACGUCAGAAUAUAGGUAUACUCGCGUCAUACAUAAGACAAUCCCUUCAUCAAUAUGAUCGCCUUUAGUGUAAAAUGUUUCCUAUCUCACUCUCUCGUCGGCUGAAUCCUAUACAUCUACCCGUUUGUGUCGCUGUCGUCUAUUUCGUUUCAUGGAGUAUCAAAUCACAACGAUUCAAAAGAAGUUUCACUUCAAUGAAUUAUUUAAAAAUGAACAAACCAUAAUUAUCUAAAUAAAUAUCAUGCCAUAGCUUUGGCUGGCUGUGUGUGAGGCUAUAACGUGUAACCGUAAGUUAUUUUUAUGUAAAUUAUUGCGCGGCUUUUUUAUGUGAAGCUUGAGUUAUUUUUGUAUUAUUUUGUUUUCUAUUGCUAAUAAUUUUAACGCGUAAGCGCAGGAAAUAACGAGCUAUAUGUACUUAUUGUAAAAUUUAUAUUUGUGAGGGUAGAUAUGAGUUAUAGUUUUACGAUUUAAUGUUACCACGAAUCUUGGCGCGGCUGAUACAAUAGUUAUAUGAUCAGUUAGUUAGAUAUGGAUUUGAGGUUUCGUUUUCUAUAAUACUUGAAGAUAUCUAAACUAAAACUAUAUUUAUAGCGCUAUUAUAAACUUAUAUGGAAACAUAGUUUUAUUAUGUCCUCGCUUCGUGGUAAAUUAAUGUCAUUAUACAUUUUCUAUGUACGUCUUGAAGUGCCAAAUAUUUCGAAUAUUCAUAUGAGCUAUUGGUGAAGCGUAUUUUGUGUUUCUUUGUGUAUAAGAAUAGUACUGUUACAUUUUGAUACCUUUUAUAUAAAAAAUUGACUUUUAUGUCGUUUUUCUUUUUUUUAACAAUAACAGGCACAGAGCAGAGUGUUGUGUGUAUAAUAUGAUGUAUCGCGAUUCGCGACUCCAUUGUCAAUUUUAUAAUCCGUUCAGACUGACAUCUUUUUGAUAAAUAUCGCAAAUUAUCCGGCCGGCCUUCUGCUCAUUCCGAUCACAGAACAACAGCGAUUUAAUAUAAUCAAUAAUUACGUUUAAAAAAGUCUAGUAAUCGCUUAUUAUAAUUAUAAUCAAAUGACGCGGUUGUUAAUAAUUGCCUAGCGAAAUUCUCUAAGAAAAAAGCGAGUUACUCGAUUGAAGCGUGCAGUGAUUAACAGAUAACGAAUGUAAUCUUGUAAGGAAUGGAGAUAGCUGGAAUCCACUACGUUUUAAGAAACUCUUCGCUGUCAAACUUAGCCGGAUUAUACCUUGUCACCAUUUUGUAAUAACUAUUUCAAUUUUAUGUCAAAUUACUGCACAUACUAAAUUAAAUUUAAAUUUUACAUAGGCAGUCCCGUUGUUAUUAUGUAGUAUUUACAUCCUCUUUGGUUAUUAAUUCUAUUUCGCAAUUUUAUGAGAUAUCUUCAAUAUUUAGUUGUAGAUCACAAGGAACUUUGUAUUCAUCAGAAAGAUACACAAAUUAGCAGAACCAACUCCGUUUCUAUGAAAGCCAAAACUUAUUGACUGUCCACUGUGCUAGCUGGUUAGGAAAGACAUGCUCAGUUUUCAGAAUUAAAAAUGAAAAUAGUCGUCAAAUAGAACGCACAAAUCGUGUGAAUGUGUUUAUAGCCCGUAAAGUAAUUGUUACAUACCCGGACUAUAAGGCCCUUCAUACAUUACGAUUACCGCAAGGAUAGAUAGAAUGUUUUAGGCGCAGACCAUAUACUUGUUUGCUAGUCGAGGCUAAAAAUAAAAGUGUUAUCAUUUAUAUUUACAGUACAAAGUGUUUCAGGUCACAUAUAACUACUAUUUUAAUUUCUGUUCUUUAAAAUGCAGGCUAUUAAAAGUUAUACAAACAAGGAAUUUGUUUUUCAACAAUAUUUUUAUAUAUACUAUUUUGUUACACUAGACUUUCCGUUCCGGGAAACACUUACCUCUCUUACUCUUAAACUCUCUUAAAAGUAAAGCAAUUGAUUGCUUAUAAUUAGGAUGAUUUGACUGAAUGUAUCAGAAAUCUAUUGAAACAAGCUAUAAGAUCACGCAAAAUUAACCAUCUUAUAAAAAAAUAAGGGUCACAACUUAGUGAGGGAAUAGUGUGCCGUAUGGCACUCUCGGUUUUGGUGUAUCUGAGAAAUCUAGUGCCCUGGGGCACUUCCGAUUUGGGAAGGCAAGUCUGUUAAGUAUCGUAAUGUAAGAAGGGUGCUUAGUGUCCUUGUAUAAAAUAUAGGCUAGUUUAAAUCGUUAGAGUCAACAUAGUGCAGUGAUGUUAAAAUGUUUGGUUAGUAUAAUUAUAAUAUCUUUCCAGUCUGUAUUGAGUGUCUUCCCUCCCUUUGAUAAUAUAAAUAUAUUUUGAAUGUGGUGAAUAGGAAUAGAUUUAUGCUAUAUUUAAAAUAACAUCUCAAUGUAUUCUAUUCGCUUUCAAUGUCCUGUUCACUUCUUUCAGCACUUUUGUUAGUCUUGUGACAACGAUGAAAUGUCAAGUUUUGUAGUUUAAGAUAUAAGUUGUAUUGUUAAUCUUUUUUAUUUAGCUCUUUGGAUAUGAACUGUGUAAUAUUAAGUAGAAUAAACUAAUCUCGGCUUCAGGAUUUUAAUGCUAGCAUUUAAUGCUUACUGGGAAUAAGUUGUUAUUGAAAUUUAUAUUGUUAUGUAAUGGUUUUUUCUCGUCAAAUCCAACUCGGAUGGGCAGCGUUCGGGAAGCUUCGUAAAAUCUUCUCGUCCCAAAUACCACAGUGUCUGAAGAUGAAGGUUUUUAACCAGGGUGUGUUGCCAAUGAUGACUUACGGUACGCAGAUGUGGUCGCUAACUAUGGGCCUUAUGAGAAAGCUCAUGGUCGCUCAGAGGUCAAUGGAGAGGGCUAUGCUCGAAGUUUCCCUGCGAGAUCGAAUCAGAAAUCCGUAGGAAAACCAAAGCUACCGACAUAGUCUAAAUGAUUGCGAAACUGAUGUGGGAGUGGGCAGGGCACAUAGUUAGACGGACAGAUGGCCGUUGGGGCAGUAAAGUCCUCGAAUGGCGACCACGUAACGGAAGACGCAGUGUUGGUAGGCCCCCCACAAGAUGUACCGACAAUCUGGUCAAGAUCGCUGGAAUACGUUGGAUGAGGGCAGCGCAUCUUUGGGGGAGGCCUUUGUCCAGCUUUGAUGAUUAUGUAUUGGUGCUAGAUGGUUUGGUGCACGUGGUGCAAUCCUUGUUACUUGGAGGCGGCGACAUAGCCCAAGGGCCAAUAGGGGUUAUGCAUGUUUUAUACCGCUGUGAUGUAAAAUGAUUUAUUAAUAUGGUGUGAUGAACCCAGUUGAACUCUAUUUACGUAAAGUGCUACAGGUGUAACAAUGAUCGAAUCUUGUGCUAAAACUUCUGAACAAAGUAUUUUUAUUGAUUAACGCGAGUGUUACAAUAAAACACUAAAAAUAAAAUUAAAAAUAGUUUAAAUAAUUAAACUAAAUAUAAAAUAAUUUAAAUGAUUAAAACGGGUGUUUUUACAUUCGAUUUUUGCGUAAAAGUUACAUUUAACGCAAAAUCUAAUAUAAAAACACAGUUACAAUUUACACGCGUUUUAAUCCUUUAAAAAGUGUUAUAUUUAAACUUAUAAACAGUUUAUAAAAGUCCAUAAUAAUAUUUAACGCUACAAAAGUAAAACAGUUCACCUAGCUGCCAUUUUGGUGCGCUUGAUGUGACGUCAUAGUAUAUGACUUUAUUGUCACUCACAUACGUUGGGCUAACUUGCCUACAUACAAAUGAUUUAUUAAAAAAUUAUCAAUUAUGCAUAUACCCUGUUGGUUCCCGAAGAUUCUGACAGCUUAUUUACUAUAUAAUUGUUUUCUUUCUUGUUCUCUUUAAAAUGUACGAAAUAAUCGAAGCACGACGCAACUUAUUUCUAAUGUAGUUUUGAAGAGUGGUUAUAUUAUAUAUUUGUGCUUCAUAUGUUUUAAAGUUGUUGAUACAUUUACUUUAUGAUGUGAAGGCGGAAAUAUGACCUCAGAAUUAUACAAAUAUAAUAUUAUGAGCAAUAGACAUCAUUUAGAUGUGUUUUGGGCUGUGUGGUCGAUGCGAGGUGGUCAUUGCAAAUUCUUUGUUUAUUGAAACGCCACUCGCGUUUAAGCCUCGCUUACAACCAUGGACUUAUCAUUCAAAAAGGACUGAUUACUGAUAGCAAAAAGAUAUGAAAUGAGAUAUAUAUACACUACAAUUCAUUCACCACCAUGACUACAAUGAGUUCCAGUAGUAAAAUAAAAUUAAACAUGAGAUUUAAAAAUAUCAUUUAAUCAAUUAAACACCUUUUAUUCAUUUAAUUAUCAUAAUAAAAGUGUAAUAUCUAGGGUUAUUCAUUACAAAAUUUUCAUGAACCACAUUUCUUAGGCAGGCAAGAUAAACCAUCGAGACACAGACCUUCGUUGUAGCUGUUCUUGUUGGAACGGUCUCUGGUUUAAAAUUUAUGAUAAACAGAUGUUCCAUCUAAAGUAUCUUAUGUGUAAAUAUAUAAGUUCAAUUUAAUCAGUUCUUUUAGAAAUGAUAGGUCUAUGGUUACUAAAGACCACAAAUCUUAAAAAAUAUUACUAUCAAAAUGAUCGCCAACCGUACAUUUGUAUGAAUGAAGAGGAUUUGUGUUCUAUUGCUGUAUCCAUAAUUAUUGAUGAUUGUGUCCGGAAAUCUUGACAAUUAAAAAGAUUUGUCAGAUACAUAUAUAAGAUACAAGAUUGAUGGUAAAUUGAAUUUGAUACGUUUUGGUUCUGGUUACAAAAGGUGGCAAAGCCCCUCCACUUAAGAUAUAUAUAUUUUAUAAACUUAAACUUGUGUAAACAUUGUCUCGUUAAAGUCAUUGAUAAUGAAAUGAAUUUAAAAUGUAAUAAAGUGCCUUGUUGUGUAGAUAAAUACUCAAAUGUUGCAGGUAUGAGAUUGAGCUGAAAUAAAUGUAUAUUUUACUAUUUUCA
Molecule: messenger RNA, 8465 nt
Organism: Leptidea sinapis
Lineage: Eukaryota; Metazoa; Arthropoda; Insecta; Lepidoptera; Pieridae
Gene: coro
Product: coronin-6
Exons: 11
Coding region: 151-1800 (549 amino acids)
Biological process (GO): actin filament organization
Molecular function (GO): actin filament binding
Source: RefSeq, a predicted model, not a curated record